GUGUCCAACCCGACAUUCCACAGCUUCUUCACCAAGGUCUCUCACCCCUACGCCAAAUCCCUUCAAACCCGAACAAGUCCUCCACCACUCGCCGACCUCGUUAUCGGUGUCUUCAACUUUCAAAGUUUUCAGCUUUGCUUUUGCUUUCACUUUCCCACAGUUACUCACCAAACAAAGAAAACAUGUACUAGUAAGAGUUUUCUUUCACUUUUCAUUUUCAUUUUUUUCCCCCUUCUUUUAGUUCUAUAAAACCACAUUUUGGAUCAUAAUAUUUUCUGGGUUUUUCUUUAUGCUGGGUUAUUUUUUUAGUAUAGCUAAAACUUGAAGCAAAGUGAAAAAAAUAAAGCUUAAACAGCUUCAAAUUGUAACUGGGUUUAUGGAUUUUUAAUGUGAUUUUUUCUCUUAUAAGCUUUUUGUUUUUGGAAUGAGUCCUGCUUUACUUCCUAAACAUGUUGCCGCGGUUGUUAAGUAUCAAAGAGAUCCCAUUAAAGCACUUGCAAUGUUCAAUUCUGUGAAAAAUGAAAAUGGGUUCAAGCACACAUUGUUGACUUAUAAAUGUAUGAUUGAGAAGCUUGGGUUUCAUGGGGAGUUUGAGGAAAUGGAGAGUUUGAUGUCAGAGAUAAGGAUGAAUAUUGAUAAUAGUUUACUAGAAGGAGUUUAUAUUGGAGCCAUUAGGAAUUAUGGAAGGAAAGGGAAGGUUCAAGAGGCUGUUGAUGUGUUUGAGAGGAUGGAUUUUUAUAAUUGUGAGCCGUCGGUUCAAUCUUAUAAUGCGGUCAUGAAUAUACUUGUUGAGUAUGGCUAUUUCAAUCAAGCUCACAAAGUGUAUCUGAGGAUGAGAGAUAAAGGGAUUAUUCCUGAUGUGUAUACUUUCACCAUUAGGAUAAAGUCCUUUUGUAGAACAAGGAGGCCUCAUGUUGCAUUGAGGCUUCUUAAUAACAUGCCUUCCCAAGGAUGUGAGUUAAAUGCGGUUGCAUAUUGUACGGUGAUUGGUGGGUUUUAUGAAGAGAAUUGUCAAGUUGAGGCAUAUCAAUUGUUUGAAGGUAUGCUUGAGCAAUGUAUUUGUCCUGAUAUUACUACUUUUAAUAAGCUUAUUCAUACACUUUGUAAGAAGGGUGAUGUCCAAGAAAGUGAAAAACUUCUCAACAAGGUACUGAAGAGGGGAAUUUUGCCGAAUUUGUUUACAUUCAAUAUCUUCAUUCAGGGGCUUUGCAAAAAAGGAGCGCUUAGUGAGGCUGUCAGAUCGUUGGAUAGUGUGAGAAGUGAAGGUCUGACUCCUGAUGUUGUCACAUAUAACACAUUGAUCUGUGGCUUGUGUAAAAACCUUAAGGCUGUGGAAGCUGAGCGCUAUCUGCAUAAAAUGGUGAAUGAUGGUUUGGUGCCUGAUGCCUUUACCUACAAUAGUAUUAUUGAUGGAUAUUGCAAAAUGGGUAUGAUACAAAAUGCAGACCAGGUUCUUAAUGAUGCAAUUUUCAAGGGGUUUGUGCCUGAUGAAUUUACUUACUGCUCAUUGAUCAAUGGAUUAUGCUGUGAUGGUGACAUAGACCGUGCCAUGGCUGUAUUUAAUGAUGCAUUAGGGAAAGGGUUGAAGCCUACUAUUGUUCUCUACAAUACAUUAGUCAAAGGGUUAUCUCAGCAAGCACUAAUUUUGCAGGCCUUGCAGUUGAUCAAUGAGAUGUUGGACCAUGGUUGCAGCCCCAAUAUAUGGACUUAUAACUUGGUUAUUAAUGGACUGUGCAAGAUGGGGUGUAUGUCAGACGCCAAUAUUCUCACGAAUGAUGUUAUUGCAAAAGGCUACCUUCCUGACAUAUUUACCUUUAAUACUUUGAUUGAUGGAUACUGUAAACAAUUGAAAUUGGAUAAUGCUCUUGAGAUAGUAGAUAGAAUGUGGAGUCACAGUGUUAUUCCUGAUGUGAUCACAUAUAACACUGUGUUGAAUGGGCUUUGCAAGGCUAAAAAGUAUGAUGAUGUGAUAGAUACUUUCAAUGGGAUGGUUGAGAAAGGGUGUCUCCCUAACAUAAUUACAUAUAACAUAGUUGUAGAAAGCCUGUGCAAAACUCAAAAGGUAAAUGAAGCUUCGGAACUCCUUAAAGAAAUAAAAAACAAGGGUUUGACUCCAGAUACUGUUACUUUUGCCACAUUGAUUAAUGGAUUUUCUUCCAAUGGUGAUCUGGAUGGAGCUUACCAGCUGUUUAGAAUAAUCGAACGACAAUAUGGGGUAUUCCAUACAACAGCAACGUACAAUAUCAUGAUAAAUUCUUUUGUUGAAAAGCUAAAUAUUAAUAUGGCAGAAAAGCUUUUUCGUGAGAUGGGUGACAAGGGUUGUGCCCCAGACAGUUACACUUACCGUGUAAUAAUUGAUGGCUUUUGCAAAACGGGGAAUAUUGAUUCUGGGUAUGAUUUUCUCGUAGAAAAUAUUGAGAAGGGGUUCAUUCCAUCACUGACAACAUUUGGACAGGUACUGAAUUGUCUUUGCGUGGAGCAUAGGGUUCUUGAGGCAGUUGGUAUUAUCCAACUUAUGGUUCGCAAAGGCAUUGUCCCUGAGGUUGUGAAUACAAUUUUUGAGGCUGAUAAAAAAGAGGUAGCAGCACCAAAGAUCGUAGUAGAAGAUUUGUUAAAGAAAAGUCACAUAACUUAUUAUGCCUAUGAGGUUCUAUAUGAUGGCAUCAGGGAUAGAAAAUUACAUAAGAAAAAGCUUCCAACUAGGUGUUCUCAUGAUCGGGGGACAGGGUCUUUAAAUGUUGAUGGAACUGUAUGAUUUUGAAAGUGAAAACUAUACCUCUUGAGCCUUUAUCAUCUGUGCCUUAAUUCCACGAUGCCUGAAGCUUCAAGUGGCAACCUGUUAGACAGUACGCUCCAGUGUCAUCUGAAGAGAAGUUACUGCAGCAAAUGUGCUCAGCGUACCUUAAAAGUGCUUUGGGUUACUUUUUCUGCUUCUAUUCAACUGGAAAAGUAAUGCAG
Messenger RNA from Quercus lobata, 2958 nucleotides. Its product is annotated as Pentatricopeptide repeat (PPR) superfamily protein. The transcript has 2 exons. NCBI's taxonomy places the organism in Eukaryota, Viridiplantae, Streptophyta, Magnoliopsida, Fagales, Fagaceae. Gene Ontology annotation, molecular function: protein binding; mRNA binding. The record is from RefSeq and is a predicted model, not a curated record. Bases 425 to 2755 code for a protein of 776 amino acids.